Molecule: messenger RNA, 1398 nt
Organism: Papaver somniferum (opium poppy)
Lineage: Eukaryota; Viridiplantae; Streptophyta; Magnoliopsida; Ranunculales; Papaveraceae
Product: vinorine synthase-like
Exons: 1
Coding region: 1-1398 (465 amino acids)
Source: RefSeq, a predicted model, not a curated record
AUGGCGAAUGAUAUGGUUGCUGCAAUGAAAGUUGAAGUAGUUUCAAAAGAAAUUAUCAAGCCUUCUUGCCAGACUCCAAAUCACCUUAAAACCUUCAACUUAUCCCAUCUUGAUCAGCUUGCUCCUCCAUUUUAUACUCCACUCCUUCUUUAUUACUGCAAAAAUGACAAUCAUAACAGUAUCGAAGCAGUCGACUGUUGUUCUGUAACAAAGAAAUCUUUAGCUGAAGCCUUAACGCAAUUCUAUCCCUUAUCUGGUAAAGUCAUCGAUGACAAAUUUGUAGAUUGCAACGAUGAUGGAGCAAAUUAUUUCGAAGCCAAAGUAAGUAACUGUCAGCUCUCUCAACUUAUCCAACAUCCUGAUGUCCAUGAAGUGGCAAAUAUAUUCCUUCCAUUUGAACCCCGGGAUCCUGAAAUACUUUCCAUGCAACUUCCUUUGAUAUCUGUCAAAGUCAAUGUUUUCGACGAGGAUUGUGGUGGCGGAAUUGUGAUUGGUUUGUGCAUCUCCCACAAGAUAAUUGACGCAGCUUCAUUCACCACUUUCAUCAACGACUGGGCUACUAUUGCUCGUGGUAUUAGUUCUGUAGAUGCUGAUCAGCAAAUCAAAGGUCCUGAUUUUGGGUUACAAUGUCUUUUCCCACAAAAAGAUUUAACAGGUUUUAAACCGCCUGCCUCUCUGCCAAUGAAUGGAGUAGUGGUUACAAAGAAGUUUGUUUUUACGGAUUCAAAAUUAGCUCUACUCAAGGAAAAAUGCCAAAUCAUCACCAAUGAAUCAACCGACUUACGGUACCAGCUGCCGACUCGUGUUGAAGCCCUGUCUGGUUUAAUAUGGAAAUGUUUAAUUGAUAUAGAUCAAGGCAAGAUCAUGAAGGGGGCUACUUCUGAUCCUCCUGCAGUUACGGUUUACCUACUGACACAUGCAAUAAAUAUGAGAUCAAGGAUAGUUCCACCAUUGCCGCCACACUCCUUCGGCAAUAUGGCUUGCCUUGCGGUUGCUCCCCACGUCUACAUGAAUAAUAGCAAGGACGUUGAAGUAAAGGACCAGAACUACCCAGAUUUGGUGAGUAAAGUUAGGGACUCCAUAAAGAAAAUUGAUGGAGAUUACAUAGAAGAACUGCGAACUACUGAUAUGCUCUUAAACUUCCUGAAGAUGAACGAGAAUAAAGCAAGUGGCCAGAGUACGUCGAUGCUACACUUCACUAGUUGGUGUAGGUUUCCAAUAUAUGAUGCAGACUUUGGUUGGGGAAAGCCAACAUGGAUAAGUAUUUCUUCAAUCCCUUUUAAGAACAUGGUUGUGCUAAUGGAUACUAGUUCAGGUGAUGGAAUUGAAGCCACGGUGAGCUUGGAUAUAGAGGACGCUGCUGAUUUUGAACAUCAACUCCUUGCAUUUAUGUCCUAG